AUGCCUCUCUCCUCCGUGCCCGACUUGACCAAGUUCUUGCCGCCGCUCAUACAAGACGCUAUAGAAGCAGAGAUGGACAGAGGAGAGAAGAGCGCCUACUAUGACGAGUUCGAGCAGCUGUACUGGAUGUACUCGGGCUGGGAGGAGGUGCUGGAGCAGUACGAGCGGGACGAGGCCGACAUUGCACAGCGCCUCGAGGCGUACAACGACGCAUAUCAACGGAUGUGGGUCAGCGGCGACGCUGAGCGCAUGCGGAUACGCGCACGCCUGACCGAGCAGUAUCCGACCUUGUCGCAGCGAUGCGUCGAGUUGGCUCAGAGGGAGAAGGGACCCGCCGGACCUACUUCGCCAGACAUCCUGUCCUCAGUCCGACAACUCGGCUGCGAUCUCUGUCAAGCAUGCGAAGUCGCCGCACCGCACUCGACAGUCUGGCAUCCCGAUUCAAAACGACAGUGGCACAAAUGCCACCCACUCGUCGUCGUCUCGAACGUCGCUACUGUGCGCUUCUGGGAGUCGGGCAGCCUCUCCUCGUCCGGCAUCGAACACUUCAAGUCUGCUUCGUGCCCCUCGAAGCAAGGCGAGCUGGUCAAGGAUCUCAAGCUCGUCUCGUCGACGAUCUACCUCCUCACUACGAUCCAAUCUCGCCUCUUCGCUCUCAAACUUAUCUAUCACGCUCGCGCCGACGCUUCCCUAAAGCCGAACGAGGUGGAGCGGACGGUCUACGCUGCGACAGAGGAGAAUAGGGGGGUGUGGAAGGUCCCGGUACGGAGCGAGGGAGGCGAGCACCUCCUCGUCGAGCAGGGCAUCUUUGCGGGAGUACUUGAGGCGCUGGCAGGCGAGAAGGUUGGCAACGAGCAGUGGGCGCUGAAUGAGGGCAAGGUCGAGAUUGUCGAUGCGGCGAAGCGGACACCUCGCUGUCCUCAUCUCGCACGUCCACGACGGAACGCCUCCGACUCGCUGUCUUUCGCCAUCGUCAUGCUCGAAAUCGGCACAUCCGCCAACAGCGUCGCAGUCGCCGGCUUGACGCACCUGACCUACCGGAGCCGACUCGAUCCUCGCCCUCUCUCGACGCCUGGACUAAGUCUUGGUUCGGGCGAGAUUGCCUUUGUCAUCCUCGCCAACGCCGUCGUCAUUGCUUCCGUCGCGCACGAUUCGACCUUCGAAGAGGCCUUCCCGCUCCGCAAAAACACCGACCGCUUCCUCGGCCUCUCGAUGCCUUCGUACCACCCCUCUGCCACCGCCACUAUCGAGACCCUCUCGCUCCUCACCUCCUCGCCCUCCAUCUUCUCAGUCAGCGUCUCUCCUCCGCAAGGACACCGGCUCGUUGCGCGCGGCACCGAAGGCUACAAGACCCGCCGGCUGCAGACUCGCAUCGAGCAGGCCGUCUUCUUCGGCACAAACGAGGCGCAGAACCCGCUCGCGUUUGAUUUGCAGCCUGACCUUGAGGGUGACUUGGCGGUCGCGGCGAUUGCUGUCAGCUCCGGGAUCCUGGCUUCCAGUUCCGUCAACAUGCCGCUCAUUCUCGACCUGCGUGCGCAACUGGCCGACCGCGUCCACCGAGCGAAGGCCUUGAUCGAGUACAUCAACGUGAACGGGCUUCUCGGCAAGCUCCCGCAACACGCUCGCCGACAGCUGAGCUGGGACGCAGAACGUCUCGCCGCCGCUGUUGCUCUGUGGCACAACCAGAACGCUCGUCUCGGGUCCGGCUCGAGCAUCCUGUCUGAUGCCAUCCUGCAGUACAUGGACGAGAUCGGCGAGGGCUUUGGCGAGGACCCCUUGCGGCUGUUCUUCCGGACCAAGCUCGCUCUCAACGCCGUCGCUCGUCAUCGCAAGGAAACGUCGUCCCACUACGGCCUCGACUCCUCCUCGAUCCCCUCAGAACCCUGGUCAUCCCGUCCGCUGCUUCUCGACAGCCUGCAGUGGCACUUCGAAGCGACGGAUGGUCUUCUACGCGAGCGAGCGUUCCAGGCAGAGCUGAAGACGCAGAUGGCGGGCGUUGCGGAGUAUGUGUUCGCGGCGUUCGAAAAGCGGUUGCUGUACCUCGAGACCGUGAACGGCGACGCACCAGCACCUGAGCUGCGGCAAGUACGGGAACGGUAUAUCGAGGUCCGGCCACGCUUCAUUCGCAUGCUGGUCGCGAUCGGCAAGGUCGCUGCAGCGUACGAGCUCGGCGAACGACACCACGACUUCGACUCGCUCGUCCACCUCUCGAACGACCCGACUCACGGCUCAUCGUCUCGCUCCGCUCGUACCUCGACCAGUACCGCCGGGACUUUGCCUUCCCGCUGUACCGCUUCUACCUGGACCAAGCUGCGGACGCUGCUCGAGCCGGAAGAGGCGCAUCGCCCUUUGCUUACCGCUUUCCUCGACUCAACCGACAGUAACAAGCUCGCUUGGAUCAAGGACGUCGCCAUCGACCGCUUCGACCACGCCAGUCUCGCGCUCUCGACCGAGGCGGUUGAGGAGCCGUCAGUCGCGACCAAGAAGCUCAUGCUGUCACUCAGCAAGCUCGCGCAAGCCGCGCAAAUCGACCAGCUGGCGCUCGAGGGCGAGGAGGUGCAGCGAGCGCUCGUAGCUGUCGAUGACAAUUUCGACCUCGUCAACACCCAGCAGAACCUGUCGACGUUCUUCAGCUCGCUCCUGUCCGGCACCGAGGUGCGCAUGCCGUCGACGGAACAAGGCGAAGUUGUCGCUGCCCACGAGGCGAUCUCUCCCGAAGGCCUGAUCGACAUCCUCUCGCCUAAGGAGAACAACAACGAGCAUGCGAGCGACUUUGCCGCCAGUCUCGACGUGCUGUUCUGGGCGGCACUGCGGUCUUCAGCGGGCCUGAAGGACGAGGAGAUGGCUGCGGCUCUGCGCAACACGGCUUUCUACGCUACGCUUGCGGCAGCUCGCAAGGCUCGUCAACCACAAGACAUGCUGCUCGAACCGUCCCGCAGCUUCUCUUCCGCGACACCCGACGAGCUCGCCGCUCGCUUCCCUGAUCUGCCGUUGUCGACCAUUGACGCCUUAACGGCGACUACGAGCAGGAAGGCCGAUUGCUAA
Molecule: messenger RNA, 3045 nt
Organism: Rhodotorula toruloides NP11
Lineage: Eukaryota; Fungi; Basidiomycota; Microbotryomycetes; Sporidiobolales; Sporidiobolaceae
Product: nuclear pore complex subunit Nup133, putative
Exons: 20
Coding region: 1-3045 (1014 amino acids)
Biological process (GO): protein import into nucleus; poly(A)+ mRNA export from nucleus; transcription-dependent tethering of RNA polymerase II gene DNA at nuclear periphery
Cellular component (GO): nuclear pore outer ring
Molecular function (GO): protein binding; structural constituent of nuclear pore
Source: RefSeq, a predicted model, not a curated record